Teleopsis dalmanni is the source of this 555-nucleotide messenger RNA. RefSeq lists its product as uncharacterized. NCBI's taxonomy places the organism in Eukaryota, Metazoa, Arthropoda, Insecta, Diptera, Diopsidae. The transcript is spliced from 2 exons. The record is from RefSeq and is a predicted model, not a curated record. The coding region runs from base 41 to 517 and encodes 158 amino acids.
CAGUAUACCAUUGUGUAAAGCUAUAAUUUUGUAUGUAAAUAUGUGGAAAAUGUAUUUCAUUAAAAUUUUUUGGUUAAUUGUAUCUUUGGUGCUGUUUGUCUACCGACGUUUGCGUACGAUCUUUGUGCGCUUGUACGGGAAGGUGUUUCAUAUUUAUGAACCAACUAGUACGCAUGAUAGCAUUGCAAAUUAUAUUUUCAACAAAAUGUCUUAUCAAUUAAAAUUGUUGGAAAAUAAAUACGGACAGGAUGACAAUUAUAGUCAUUGUCUUCUGGUCAGUGGUCAAAAUCCAAAUAUUUUAGAAGAGCAAGUACACGAAAAACUUGAAGAAACUCGCAGAGAUGCGUACGCUUUAUUUGAUGAAAUCAACAGGAAAUGCAAAAUACCGGAACGCCUUUUAAUCGAAGCAAUGUUGUUUGAAGAUUGGCUUUCAAAACGUAACAAUCGAUUGUUGAAGGUUGAUGCCAGGGUUCUUCGCACAAUAUUUCCUGAUAUGUCACUCAAAUUUGCUAAAUAAUCAUCAAAUGUGGUUUUUUAUUAUAUACUCUAGUUUAA